AUGAGGUUGUCCAUCACCGUCCUCGUCGCCAUACAGGCGUCGAUGGGUCUGGCUCACGCUAUUCCUCACUCCGAUGAACCGCAUACCAUACCGGAAAAAAAGCGAGAGUCGUUCAGGGACCUUUACAAGAAGUAUAUGUUGGGAUUGGAGACGAAGAAGGACGCAACCCUCAAGCUCGCUGAUCCCAAGACCGACAAGUACGAGACCAAGGGACCUCACGGCGACUUCAAGUAUAGGAUCAAGCAUUACUAUCCUUAUGACCAUGAGUCUGAUCACGAAUACGAGAUCAAGGAGAAGUACAAACCCAAUGAACGCCAUACCAUCACCAAGGUCAAUAUCAAGAAGUACUAUCCCCAUAACCAUCAUGAGCAUGAGGAUGACUACGACUACAAGGACAAGUACAACGAUGUCGACUACGACCACGGUUACAACGACUACCGCUCCGAGAAUCACCACUACGAACACGAGAAGGAUUACGAGACCAAGAAGUUUGACGCAUUUAUUGAUCGUUACGGUCUCAACAAACAUGAUUUCGAAAAACAAUUCACCGAACCCUUGAAAGAGUAUGAGCCAAAGGACAGCCACGACAAGGGAAACCACCACAAGAGAUGGCCGCCCCAUGGCAAUCAUGGCGACCGCUCAUUUGGCUUUUGGCACCCAGACCCUUUCACCAACUUCAACGCCCCGCUGCAGAAGUUUGAUCCAAACGAGGAGCAUACGCAUUCUUACAAGACUGAGGAGAAGCCCAAAUAUCCUGAGCGUCCAGAAUCUCAGGGCGAGAAGUACCACCCCAAGGAUGUCCACGACUCCAAAACGCAUCAGCAGAACGAUUUGGACAUUUUCAAUCCCGGUUAUCACACUCCAGAGAAGUACGACGCCGAGGUGAAGGACGAGAAGCUCUCCCACUUCCACAAGUAUGAGCAGGAGAACGACAACCUCCCCUACUUUGACAAGUUUCCAAAGACGUUCCCUCCGGAGCAGCCCUUUGAUGAAGACAAGAAGGGCGUUCCCAAGGCAGAAUAUGAAGGAGAAGAUGAUCACGAUCACUAUCACUCCAUGGAGCCUGAGGACUGGCAUCACAACAGGGAGAUUCACAAGAAGCCUGACUACGACAAGGAGGACCGCGAGGAGUACCAUGAUGAUGACGAUAAAGACGAACAGUACCCCAAGCACGAUUUUUCUCCCAAGGACGAAGAGUAUGGAAUGAAGGGGGUCCAUGGGUUCAAGUACGAGUACCAUCCUGAUGAGAAAUCUUUCCUCUCUGAAGAGGCUCAGGAGAAACUCAAACACGGCCAUUCUGAUUUUUCGGAGACUUAUUCUUUCAAGGAGUACUUUCCCAAGGAAGAGGUGAAAGAGAAAAAGUACACCAAUGAAGCUGAGAAGCUUGGUUACAGAAAGUACGAUCCUACGGAAGAUGACGACAAGCACAACCACUCUGAUGAGAAGAGCCACCAUCCCGAAGAGGAGAAGGACAACAAAAGCGACUCUAAGGAGGUCAAGAAGCAUGCAUCAACGCAACUCUACUACCCAUCUCAUCACGAGCCCGAGGAGAGCGCCAAGUACUACCGCAAGCAGGAGGUCGAUCACGAUAGCCAUAAAUCCAACGAACAGCCCUACGCUCGGAAGGAGGAUCAGCACCAUGGUUACUACAAAGAACCUGGCUAUGAGAAUGUUGUCCCCGGUUUCAUGUGGGCAGGUCCCGGAACCGUGACCAAGACCCCUUGUGCGAAGAAGGAGGGAUGCCCUCACGGACACUGGCACAUGUUGGAGCCCAAGAAUGGAGAGCACAGACGGAUUGGGAUCACCGGGACUAACAUCGUCGUUGAGCCCGACUUCACCAAGCCCGACUACAAGGAGGAUACGGUGAACCACGUUUUGCCAGGCUACGAGAAUGUCAUCCCGGGCUUUGAGUGGGCAGGAGUUGGCGUUGUUACUGAAGUCCCCUGCCGCAGUGCUGCAGAUUGCCCUGAGGGAGGUUGGUUCAUGUUGGCACCCAAGUUUGGAGAACACAGACGCAUCGCCAUGAACUUCCCCAAGGCUACUGCCAAGCCCCAUCAUCAUCAUCAUGCCUCUGGGCCUACUGUCCAGGUGCACAAGUCUGACUACAAGGCUCGCUCACCGGUUGGGCACGAAGGUGUAUUGUACCAGAAGGAUCAUGAAGAAGAAGAUCGCAAUGAAAGAGAAUACAAACUCAUCCAUCGCCAUUCCAGUGGUUUGAGCAAGAGAAGUAUUGAGGCGAGAGCACCUUGCAAAAAGCAGUCCGAGGAGGAGAAGGAGGCGGAGAAGGAGGCGGAGCGCCAGAAGAAUUUCAAGAAGAUUGACCCCAACAAGCCAGUCCCUCGACUCGACGCCUCAGAACUCCUGAAUAUCGAAGCUCUCAGCGACGAGCACAGACAAGCAGUCGUGGCAGCUUUCCCUAUAAUGGGCGAAGACUUCAACAAGGAGUUCCUCGAAUUCAAGGAACUGACUCCCGAGUUCAUCACCAAACUCAACGAGCUGUAUGCCAUCCUCUUGGAAAGCGAGGACGGCAAGGUCAUCGUCAAUAUCAUCGGCAGGACUCCAAAAUACGUUCGAAAAACCAAGAGAUCGGUACCAGAGCUUAGCGAAAAGCAAAUCGAAAGGAUCGAAGACCUGGCGCCGGCAAUUCGUCAAGUGCUUGCCAAGAAGCUUGACUUUGAUCCCAAGCUUACACUGGAGUUUGUCAAUGCCGACGAACUGUCUGAUGACCUGAUCGCAAGGCUCAAUAAGGAGUAUACUCGCGUGGUUAGAGACCCCAAGUACGCCAAGAUCAUCAAGAAGUUCAUGUCUAUGUCCAACUCCAAGAGGGCAGAGGCUGAGCUGACCAAGGAGAUGCUCAACAAGAUCGAGGAAUUGUCACCAAUCAUGCGUGAGAUAGUUGCGAAGAAGCUCGACUUUAGUCCCGAGCUAUCAGACGAGCUGGCCAACGCCGACAAGCUGUCAGAUGAUCUAGUUGCAAAGCUCAACAAGGAGUAUGCCCGUGUGGUUAGCGAUCCCAAGUACGCCAAGAUCAUCGAGAAGUUUAAGUCCAACUCCAACUCCAAGAGAGCAGAGCCCGAACUCAGCCAGGAGAUGAUCAGUAAAGUGGAGUCCAUGAGUCCAUCAAUGCGCAUGAUGGCUGCCCAGAAGCUUGAUAUGGACCCGGAGCUUACAUCUGAGAUGGCGAAUGCUGAGAAGUUUACACCUGAGUUGAUCGAAAAACUCAACAAGGAGUAUGCUCGUAUCACCAGGGAUCCCAAAUACAAGAGCCUCCUCGACAAGAUUGGUUUCAAGCAAAAGCGAGCAGAGAAGACCCUCGAGCUCAGCAAAACAGAGCUUAAGAAGAUCGAGGGAAUGUCCCCUUCGCUCCGUCUGAUGAUCGCGAAAAGGCUUGGUAUAGAUGCCAAGCUCUCGAUUGAGCUGGCCAACGCCGUUACGUUCACACCUGAGAUGAUCAAGAAGCUGAACAAGGAGUUCGCUCGUAUCUACAACGAUCCCAAAUACGAGGAGGUGCUAGCGCAACUCAUUUCCAAAAGCAAGCGAACAUUCACACGCGAACUCACUGAUCAACAACUCGACAAAAUCUCGAAUAUGAGUGAGUCUGAGCGUCGAAUGAUUGCCGAGAAGCUCAACUUUAAGAAAGAGCUCGCCGAUGAGUUUAUCAAGAGUGAACAAUUCACUCCUCAUCUUGUCAAGAAGCUCAAUGAGGUGUACAACCAGAUUUUCGGAGGCCACAAGUACAACGAGCUCGUCGACCAUUUCAAGAACAAUUUCAAGCGCCACGUUGUCCCUGAACCGAAGGGAGAAGAAGAGAAGCAGGAAAAGGAGGAUACUAAGGGGCUGAAGAAUGUUACAAAGCAGAUUCGCGAGCAGAUCACCAAGGACCUGGACUUCAAGGUCAAUCUCGAUGGCGAGUUCCUCUAUGCUCAGAGGAUCACAGAAUCGCUCAUUGAGAAGCUUGGUGACUUGGUCCGCGAUACUAUCUUGGAGCUGGAGUGGGAAGAAAUUGUGGAGGAUCUUCUUGAUGAAGAUGAAGCUCCGGAGGAGAAGGAGACAUCCGAUACCAAGAAGACGACAAAGACGCCAGAAACCGAGUCUUUGAGUAUUGAAACUACCCCAGAGGCUCAGGGCAAUCAGACUGUCAGCGCCCAAAAUUCGACAACUAUUUCUGGAAGGCAAGCCACCACCGACCUGGACGAGAAGCUUGAACAGUCGAAGAAGAAUGGAUGGUGCAAGGAGUUUCUUGGUACGCUGAAGGACACGUGGGAUGAUUCCGUGGAUGAAGCUCUAUCAAAGACCAAAGAAAAGUUGAAUAGGGAUGAAUAG
This is a messenger RNA of Fusarium pseudograminearum CS3096, 4323 nucleotides long. RefSeq lists its product as uncharacterized. NCBI's taxonomy places the organism in Eukaryota, Fungi, Ascomycota, Sordariomycetes, Hypocreales, Nectriaceae. The record is from RefSeq and is a predicted model, not a curated record. The transcript has a single exon. The coding region runs from base 1 to 4323 and encodes 1440 amino acids.